Leptonychotes weddellii (Weddell seal) is the source of this 688-nucleotide messenger RNA. The record is from RefSeq and is a predicted model, not a curated record. NCBI's taxonomy places the organism in Eukaryota, Metazoa, Chordata, Mammalia, Carnivora, Phocidae.
AUGGUGGCAGGCCACGGACCCCUGCUGUGGCCACUCGCGCCCACAGGGGUGACGCGGUCGGGAAGGCCCCUCACGCUGGGCCGGAGACCUGCAGCUGCUCACCCCAGCGAGGCCCUCAAGGGUUUCGCGUGUGAGCUGCCGACUGUCACCGAAGACGUCAAGAAUGCUGCAGGCGGCUACGACCUUCACCCAAGCCACAGGCAUGUCACAAGGGCCUACGACGGAGUGGACAAGGCGUUCAAGCCAGAGAGGGUGUGGUUCCAGAACCGCCGGACCAAGUGGCGCAAGCGGCACGCGGCCGAGAUGGCGUCGGCCAAGAAGAAGCAGGACUCGGACGCCGAGAAGCUGAAGGUGGGCGGCUCGGACGCGGAGGACGACGACGAGUACAACCGGCCUCUGGACCCCAACUCGGACGACGAGAAGAUCACGCGGCUGCUCAAGAAGCACAAACCCGCGAACUUGGCGCUGGUCAGCCCGUGCGGCGGCGGCGCGGGGGACGCCUUGUGAGCACGCGCGCGGCCGGAGCAACCAGGGUCGGGGCGGCCGGCGCCCCUCGCCGCCGCCCGCCGUGUGUAUAUAUAUUUUUACAGAAUAAGUUAUAAAGCGGCCGGCGCGGGCUCGGGAGGGCGCGGGGCCGCGCGUCCCGGGCGGAAUCACUUUGUAUAAUCAAUAAAUUAUUUAACACGUC